AUGACUUGUCAGACCUACAGCUUUCUUGUUCUGUCUGUCAUCAUGAUUUAUUUUGGACGUUUUGGAAAUAGCUUAAUCCUUGCUCAACUUCAAGAUGAUAUAGACCAACUGAAAGCUGACUUUAACUCAAGUCAUUCAGACGUAGCUGACGGUGGACCUAUUUUUACAGAUAAACUGAUAAACUGGACAGAGAGAAAUGAAAAAAGGAUCAUCCUGAGCCAGAUUGUUUCCAUGUACUUGGAAAUGCUUGAAAAAACUGCCGAGAAAAAGGCGCACGCCAGGCAUAUAGUCGAGGAGCUCUAUACUCUGAAAGCAAGCCUUCCUGAUGGCUUACAGAAGGUGAAAGACCUCAUGGACCUCUCAAAGAUUCAGAUGAGCGACCUGAGAAUUCAACGCAAAGCUGCGAACGAGCUGUUCAGCGUCUUACAAAAACUGGUGGAGACUUCAACUUCUCUCAAAAGGAAAAGGAGCCAGUCUCAGAGGAGGUGCAAAUGCUAA
Molecule: messenger RNA, 498 nt
Organism: Harpia harpyja (harpy eagle)
Lineage: Eukaryota; Metazoa; Chordata; Aves; Accipitriformes; Accipitridae
Gene: IFNG
Product: interferon gamma
Exons: 4
Coding region: 1-498 (165 amino acids)
Biological process (GO): immune response
Cellular component (GO): extracellular region
Molecular function (GO): type II interferon receptor binding
Source: RefSeq, a predicted model, not a curated record